Messenger RNA from Brienomyrus brachyistius, 2722 nucleotides. RefSeq lists its product as uncharacterized. Gene Ontology annotation, cellular component: external side of plasma membrane. The record is from RefSeq and is a predicted model, not a curated record. Lineage: Eukaryota; Metazoa; Chordata; Actinopteri; Osteoglossiformes; Mormyridae. The coding region runs from base 540 to 1493 and encodes 317 amino acids. The transcript has 12 exons. Gene Ontology annotation, biological process: negative regulation of T cell proliferation; positive regulation of T cell proliferation; cellular response to lipopolysaccharide.
UAGAAAAUGAAUAGCUUAAAUGUAGUCAACUGGCAGAAGACACAGUCUUAUUGCUAGAAGACAAAGAUCAAGUUAAGAGAGCAUUCGGUUGUUUUUGUGCAUUCACUCCCCCAUACUGGGCUUUACUCUGAAUGUUAAAAAACGCUAAUUGUUUACCUUGAGGAUUGGACAAGACAUGUUGAAUACAUGGCAUCCUAGUCAAAGAUGUCAUUUGCUAUUUAGGAUGAUGUUCAGGCUUCUGCUGAUCCUCUGCCUUGGUCACUGUCUCCCUGCUGUCUUUGGGGUAAAUUCAGGUAUCACAGCUCAUAUUGGAGACACUGUCAUAUUGCCCUGUAAUGGACCAGCAGAUACAGACACAAAGGAGGUUGAUGUUCUGUGGCUGUUUGGAGGCAAACUUGCCUGCUGGUUUAAUGGCAGCUGGUGUGAAACUGGUCAUUAUGUGAACCGAACUCGACUUGGAUCCAUCCAACAGAACAACGUCUCUUUGGUCAUUACUGGUGUCAGAAUAGAAGAUAAAGGGGAGUAUAUGUGUCGAAUCAAUGGUACAGACAUACAAAGCAGUCGGCUUAUUAUUAAUGGAGACGGGAAGCGAGUGGAGGCAGAGACGCCCCCUGGAGAUCCUGUUUGCAGGCCAUACAGAGAGAGAGAAGAUCCUCCAGGCGCAGAUUGCACAGCAUGUGUGUAAGUUUACUUAUCAAACUGCAUGUGGGGCACAUAGGAAAUCAACACUCUGCGCGGACUGCGUGAAGGGUGUGGACGGAAACCUGACUUGCAAAGGGGCAACAGAGAAAGGCGAAUGUGAAAAGCAGAAUACUUCCGUUUUCAUCUCUAACUGUAGGAUGAUGUUCAUGCUGCUGCUGUUCCUCUGCUUUGCUCACUGUCUCACAGAAGCAGAUUCAGAGACUAUCACAGCUCAUAUUGGAGACACUGUCAUGCUGCCCUGUGAUGGACCAGCAGAUACAGACACAAAGGAGGUUGAUGUUCUGUGGUUCUUUGGAGGCAAACCUGCCUGCUGGUUUAAUGGCAACUGGUGUGAAACUGGUCAUUAUGUGAGCCGAACUCGACUUGGAUCCAUCAAACAGAACAACUUCUCUUUGGUCAUUACUGGUGUCAGAAAAGACGAUGAUGGGGUGUAUAUGUGUCGAAUCAGCCAUGAAAACAGACAAAUCAUUCGCCUUCACGUUGAAGGAGACGGGAAGCAAGUGGAGGCAGAGACGCCCCCUAGAGAUCCUGUUUGCAGGCCACACAGAGAGAGAGAAGAUCCUCCAGAGAGACGGACCUCGUCGCAAGGUUUACUUACCUCCGGUGACUCUUCCAGUGAAGUCAGUAGAUGGAAGAGCAUGGAUGUGAUGAGGUCGCUGGAAAGAGAAGGAAAUAAUAAUGAAAAAUUGAGGUGGGAGCAGGUUCUGGGUGCUGUACUGAAAGCUGGGACUGGUGUGUUUUAUCUGAUUUGCACCAUCAUCGCCAUUCAGCUGCACUGGAGCACCUAUUGAAAGAGGGGAUCCAAUCAGAGAGAAGCAGAGGGAGGGUCCAAUACAACCCAUGGGUCUUAGGGAAUUGUGAUUAAAUAUACAAGCUUAUUAAUCCUCUUAAAAUGAUUAGCAUACUGUCAUGGCCCGUUCGUGUGAUCCCCGCGUGCCACGCCCCCCUCCUUCAGUGCCCCGUGUGGAAUCCCCAUGUCACCAGCUGUGUCUAGUUUCGUUCAGUGUAGUCUGGUGUAUUUAAGUACCUCCCUGUUCGUCUUCCCGCAGUCCUGUCGUUGACGUUACUCCCUGAUUUGUCCCGUGUGCCUGACUGUCUCCCCAGUGAAACCCUUGUUCCCCCCAAUAAAUCUUUCGCUUCUCGACUUCCUGGACGCUCCUCUAUCUCCUCUCCGUGCCCAUUCAGCACGUAACAAAUAUACCCUCUGUUAAAAUAAGCAAAUGAUCAAAAGUCAAUACUGUAUCAACAGGGCUAUACUGUGUUUGCAGGGAGUGUAUGAUUGUAUUUCAGGAGCGUUUAAGUUCAUGCUGUAGUCAUUUUCUAUGCAUGAAUCUGUGUCAAAUUAAGCUGGGAUGGGGUAUAAACUUUAUGAACCAGAAUGAAUCUGAAGAGCUGUAAAAUAACCAGUUAUGCCAACUGCAGUGAGGCCUCUCUCACAUGCCCCUGCUCUGAGAUUGAUCCGCAGUGUUGGAUUAUCUGCUGGGAAACUGUACAGCUAGUGCUUUGUACCACUGAUGGCCCCUUGUCAUAUAUGCUUUGCUGCCACCUGCUGGUAAAACAGAUAAAGCAGCUUAGCAGAACACAAGCUUUCUUGUUUGUGUUCAGAUUGGAGCAUUUGCUAGUAGUGCUAUGUUCUUAUGUCUUAUACAUGGGAGAAUACUCCUGGGCCUGACCAAACCCACUUCACAUCACAGUGUGCCUGGUAAUGAACAAGCAGACAUGGUCACUAAAGACAUACGAAAGUGUUUGUUUAAUACCACUGUUAAACCUCAAACCACUGAUGAAGGUUUAAUGUAUUUUUGAAUAUUGAAUAUAUUUUGUUUAUGUACUGCCAGUUCAAUUGUAAAUGUUACAACUUAUUAAGUAAUCUAUUGCUUUUUAAAACUUGUAUAAUCACUGGACUUCAGUAUGUUUCUGCUACAUAUUAAUGUUAAAAAUCUUGGAAAAUGGUCAAUUAAAUCUGUUAAAAAAUGCAUUUAUGCAGAUUUAUACAAUAAAGCUAUGCAUUUAUACCGUUUAA